AACCACCGAGCCCUUUCCUCCUGGCUGCCAAAGCUUCCUGGAUCCUAUUGCGGCGGCGAGGGGAGGGGGGUGCUUCUCUUUUUAGAAUAUUCUGGAAUCACAGAUUAUUCCUUUGGAAACUAAAAUAUUUCGAGAACAGUUUUCUUUUCAUCUUUAUCUGAGACCAGUUCUGAAGUGACAGCUAUUGUAGACUUCAUGGAGAUCUUUUUAUGGGCAUACAACGGAUAUGGCAAAGCUUGCUAAAUAGUUUUCACACCUUGAGCGUCGGCGCCAGGAGUUUUCCUCUAGCCUGUCUGCGAUUCCAAGAACUAGUUCCCGAAGAGAAGGAGGAGAAUCUUCUCUUCUUUUUCUUCUCCUCCCCGCCUUUCUUUUUUCUUGGACGGCCGUUCCCAGCCGGCCCUAAACUUGAUCAGAGAUCAACGUGAUCAGAAAAUAGAGCCGAGAGGAGACGUCGGCGGCGAGAAACGCCAGUCCUCCGGCAACUGGAAGGAAAGGGAGGCCACGAGGACGAAAAAGGGAGCCGUCGGGAGCAAAGCACAAGACCUUUCAGGUACUGCGAAGCAGUAGAUGUAAUUUUGAAGAAAAUCUGAAGGCACAAAUGGCUCUAGCUGGCUGCCCAGACUCCUUUUUGCACCAUCCUUACCGGAUAGACAGCGUAGAUCAGACAUCAGCACAUACUCGGAGAGAUCUGGUGGAACCUGGAUUCCAAGAACAAUCAAAUCGCAUCUUGUUAAGUCACCAAGGAGAUGAUGAUGUGGACUUGGAAGCUCUAGUUAAUGAUAUGAACUCUUCCUUUGAAAGUCUGUACUCCACCUACAGUAUGCAUUCAGAAAGCACACCACUCCUUCAGAAUGGCCAGCUUAAUCGCAACCAGCCGCCAGCCUCAGGAACAAAUUCCCUGCAUCCUGUGUCCCCAAGACAGAAAGUGCAAAGGUCUCAGCCGGUGCGCAUCAUGGCAGUCAGACGCCUACAAGAAGAGGAACAACAGUUCAGGACAUCCUCUUUACCUGCCAUACCAAAUCCCUUUCCUGAGCUUUGUAGCCCUGCAAGUUCACCUGUAUUGGCACCUGGAUCUCUACCUCAGAGUCAACCUGCUACUAAACAGGAUGUAAAAGUCUUUAGUGAAGAUGGGACAUGCAAAGUGGUUGAGAUCCUGGCAGACAUGACAGCCCGGGACCUCUGCCAGCUACUCGUUUACAAAAGUCAUUGUGUGGAUGACAACAGCUGGACCUUGGUGGAGCAUCAUCCUCUCCUGGGAUUAGAGAGAUGCUUGGAAGAUCACGAACUUGUUGUUCAAGUUGAAUCUACAAUGGGGAGUGAAAGUAAAUUUUUAUUCAGGAAGAAUUAUGCAAAAUACGAAUUUUUUAAGAAUCCUGUGAACUUCUUUCCGGAACAAAUGGUAGCUUGGUGUCAGCAGUCAAAUGGCUGCAUUCCACAGUCACAGCUCUUACAGAACUUUUUAAACUCAAGUAGCUGUCCAGAAAUUCAAGGGUUCUUGCAUGUGAAAGAACUGGGGAGGAAGUCAUGGAAGAAGUUAUAUGCUUGUCUGAGGAGAUCCGGACUUUAUUGCUCUACAAAGGGGUCUUCAAAGGAACCAAGGCACCUGCAGUUGUUAGCUGACCUUGAAGAUAGCAAUAUCUUCUCAUUGAUAGCAGGCAAAAAAAUGUACAAUGCUCCAACAGAUUACGGAUUUUGUAUAAAGCCCAACAGAGUGAGAAAUGAAACAAAAGAAUUGCGGUUGCUGUGUGCUGAGGAUGAGCAGAGUAGGACAUGCUGGAUGACUGCCUUCAGACUCCUCAAGUAUGGGAUGUUGCUGUACCAGAACUAUAGAAUUCCACAACAGAGAACAGCACUGCUUCCACACUUCACCACUCCUGUGAGGAGUGUGUCUGAAAAUUCCUUAGUAGCAAUGGAUUUUUCUGGACAAAUCGGAAGAGUGAUUGAGAAUCCAGCAGAAGCACAGAGUGCAGCCUUGGAAGAAGGGCAUGCUUGGAGGAAACGCAGCACAAGAAUGAACAUCUUGGGUAGUCAAAGUCCACUUCAUCCUUCCACAUUGAGCACAGUUAUUCAUAGGACACAGCACUGGUUUCAUGGCAGGAUCUCUAGAGAAGAAUCACACAGGAUCAUAAAACAGCAGGGGCUUGUAGAUGGGCUAUUUCUACUUCGGGACAGCCAGAGUAACCCAAAGGCAUUUGUGCUUACUUUGUGUCACCAUCAAAAAAUUAAGCAUUUUCAAAUUUUGCCAUGUGAAGAUGAUGGACAGAUAUUUUUCAGCCUGGAUGAUGGGAACACGAAAUUCACUGACCUAAUACAGCUUGUUGAGUUCUACCAACUAAACAAGGGAAUUUUGCCCUGUAAACUCAAACACCACUGCAUCCGUGUGGCCUUAUGACCUCUGUUCUGAUCCCUUGCUGAAGGACUGGCUUUGAUCAAAGACUGGAGUUGCUAGAGAAUAUUGUAAAAGGAAGUUGACACUGGGACAUUAGCAGUUGUGUUCUUUGUUUUUGCUUUUUUAAAAGAACACAACACAAUUAUGCACCUUGAGGACUCAGAAAGGGAUGAGUUGAGCUGGUGCCAACAGACCAAGAUUUUGCUGUUUUGGAUAACACCCAAGCAUGAUUGCUGCUCAGUGUCCCAACAACCCCCCAAAAUUGGGAAAGGGUAUAUAAAAUCACUAAACAAAACUGGAAACUGUCCCUUGGCUGGUCCACUAAACUGAAUCAAGUUUGUGAAGCAAAAUUAUUGAAAAGAACACUUGCCCUGGAAUAAUCUUGACAAUUUAAGACUUAGUGUGUUUACUUUUUGUAUUGAUCACUCUCUUUAUUUUUGUUUGUUUGUUUUUGCACUCCUUUUUUUUGGGUAUUGCAUAUGGCCUAUAUCAGGAGCUGAUACAGCUUUUAAAUAUAUGCAGGAUUUGGGUAUGAACCUAAACUAAACCCUGCAUUGCAUGCAUUAUUUGAGCCUAACAAAGAUUUGGAAGACAGAAAUAUGUCUAACAUCUCUGGAGACCGGAGGCUCUGUCAUGUUUGAUGCUCUUGAAGAAACAAUAUGGAUACAUCUCUGAAAAAACCCCCACACUUACCACCACAUGUACCCUUUACAGCAAUUAUUUUCUGACAUAAAGAUUGUGGCCUGUGUGCAGUAUGUUAGUGACCGGUAGUCAUACAAAGGACUCUGAUUCUAUGCACAAAUGUUUUGAAAUCAUUUUAUUACUCAGAAUAUGUUUCCUCUACGUCACUUGCUUGAAAAUGAAAGAGCGACCAUAGAUGAAUUUGGAAUUGGUUAAGUCUCUCUCAUGCACUCCCUGUGUGCAUGUGUGUGUGUGCACACACUUCUUGUUGGGAUUCAGUUGUUUGGUCUGUCUCCUAUGUGGGUGCUUCCAGUUGGAGACCUCCUGGCACAACCAGUCACAUGGAAUUCUGUUCAUUUUUCUAAAUGGUUUUUCUGGAAAAAGAAGAGGUAAAAGAAGUGGUGGGAAAACUUAGGUGGGUUAUGAGAGGAAGAUGUUGUUCAAGCACAGACAUGAUCCCCCCAUAAACUUAUGUAAAUGAGGCUAGGCACUGGUGCUAUAAAAGCCUCAACUAGAAGCACCUGAAGACAAAUUCAGUGUUUUUAUUAUUAGCAUUAUUUCUUUUUCACAGUAUCAUAGAGCACUGCCCUAUCUCUUAACUCAUUACGAGUGUGCUGAAGCUCACAUGCUUCUUCUCUGAACCUGCAUUUUUGUAACCAAAGCAUGAACUUCUAAUUUUGCUUGUGAAUAGCAGCUUGCUGCAUUCUGCAGUGCAAAUGCUGUGGCAGAUGGAACCCUAUAAUUUGCUCCAAAACAGAAAGAGGGAAACAGCCAUGCAGUACUCCAAGAACCAAAACAGACAUAAUUUUAAAUAGAUUGCUUUUUUUGCAAUAGAAAUUGCAUAUCCUGCCUCAUUCAGAUCAGGCCACUUUGAGGGAAGGGGAAAGGUUUAAAGUGCCCCUGUCCCAUACUAAGGGCCCAGUCCAGAUUGGGAUCCCUGCAUCUAGCAGAAAAAUGGAAGGGAAAAGAUGUAGUUCCCAGCUACAUGUUUAAAGUAGGGUCUGUUUUGGCCUAGUUAGUUUCCAGCUGGGCCACUGGGGGGAGAAUUCCAUAAAUUCAGGUGUAGUUUUCCUGAGUAAUGAGAGUAAUGUGAGACUGAGGUUCAGCCAGGGAAUGUGAGGAACAGCUUCUUCAAUUGAGCUUGCAUUCUUGGAGUGCCAAAGCUUAUACUGUGACUCUGUGCAAAACUGGGCAUAAUCCAUCAGGCACCACAAUGCAGCCUUUCCAUCCAUUUAAAUCCCGUUGCAAAGGAAACGUGCAAGUGCCACUAGACUAUUUGGAAGUUAAUGUGCAGCAGCAACAGCUGAAUGGCCUGGAGCAUUUAUUUGGGAGUUAUGUGUUCAGUCAUCCAUGCCAUUGCUGGAUUUACCAUGGACAAUUCAGAUACUUGGGACUAUAUGCACUAAAAUACUAAGUGCCAGUAUCUGUUGGCAAGCUCAUUUGAUCUUGCUCCAAUCCCAGUUAGUCAUAAGACUAAAAGGCUUGGUUUCAGCCUGCUAAAACCUUCAGGGUGGAAUGUUCAUGUGGCCCUGGCUGUGUGGCGCAAGCAACACUUGUCCCACACUGAUAGGUGCACUUUCCUAGCUGUAGUUUGGGCAAGUGUGGCAAGUAAAAUAUAAGCCAUUGAAAAGUGAUGCCUGUCAUCUUAGUCAUGCUGAAUCAAGUAUUACUAACCCCACAUGGCUGUUGACACGGGGAUGUGCCAUGUGCAGGGCUUACAACAUCUUAAUCAGAGCAAUCUCUUGGUAGUAGUUACGCGUAGGUUAUUCCAUGUUUACAUAGUAAUGCUUUUUUCCUUCUGGAGAUAGGUAAAAUUAAAGUAAGGUCAAUAUUAAGGCUGUCAGGUUGGAGCUGAUAGUCAAGUACACACAGAAAAUAUUCAUGUGCUUUGCAUGGUUUAUAAAGCAAGAAGUGUAUUCACCCUAGGAAUGUUCAGAAUUACUGUUGCAAGUUGAAUAUCUUCUUUCUCCAAAGGUCUUAUUAAAUCACUUUAUGCAGGUUAAAUUUAUACUGAUUAUUUCAUCUAAUAGCCCACCUGGAUGACUAAAGUUGGGGAAACCUUUCUUUAUUCACAAGGUAUUCAUAUAGUGUUGAGGGUAGCUUAAGGUAAUAUAACAGCUUAAGUCAUACUUAUCUUUUCUUGGUAUAGAAACACUGUAUUUUAGUUUACAGGACACAUUCUAGUACCCCUUUUCCAUGAAAUGUCUAUGUAUACAAUGAAGAAACUUGAUUUAGUUCUUUACUAGAAACUUCUUGAUUUUUAUGUGUACAUGUUAAAUUUUUCCAUGUUCUUUUUUGUCAAUGUUUUAAACAUCAAAGUAAGCUAAGCUGAGUCUCUGACUUCAUUGUGCAUUUUCUGAUUUACCCGCCCUCCUAGCUUCCCCCUCAAAUUGACUUGUGUGAAUUUAACAUUCUCAUUCUCCAGUUUCAACGAGACCAUUUAGCGUUUUCAAAAAUUAAGUUCUUGUGUUUACAUAGCUUAUUCCAAUAAUGCGAUUCCCCAGCAAUGGUUGCAUAUUUAUAAAACUUGGAUUUUUAUUUAAUUUGAGAAUAAAAAUUUUGACUAUCAAGCA
Messenger RNA from Varanus komodoensis (Komodo dragon), 5643 nucleotides. RefSeq names its product growth factor receptor bound protein 10 (gene GRB10). Gene Ontology annotation, biological process: negative regulation of Wnt signaling pathway; negative regulation of insulin receptor signaling pathway; insulin receptor signaling pathway. NCBI's taxonomy places the organism in Eukaryota, Metazoa, Chordata, Lepidosauria, Squamata, Varanidae. The transcript is spliced from 18 exons. The record is from RefSeq and is a predicted model, not a curated record. Gene Ontology annotation, molecular function: insulin receptor binding. The coding region runs from base 599 to 2392 and encodes 597 amino acids.